AUGAGCCGUUUCCGAAACGUCAGCCAUGUAUCCAUUCAGACCUUCUAUUCCAGCUAUUAUUGGCUCGAUUUCAUCAUUGACACGAUUUGUUGGAGUAUAGACAGUCUGGCAAGACUCGAACUUGCGACGGGUCGACCACAAUCGCUUUCACGCGGCUCACUUUUCCCAUUAACUCGGCGGGACUCAAACUCAUGUCAUUUGCGUCAAAUGACGGCACAUUAUCACUCACAACUGCCAGUUGGUCGCUGGACGGAUGGCUUCUUUACGGUGGACCAGUUCCUUUCUGACUGGCAACUUUAUAGCUUCCGCUUAUAUGCAGGUACGCCUGACAGCACUACUUACAUUCGAUUUGACAUGAACCUUAGUGACGGUUCGGCGAAAUGGGUCGCGAAUCAACGCAAACGGGAAACUCCAAAUGAGCCACGAGGCCAUUCGGUUGCUGAGGGAAAUCGGCGCCCUGUUCACGAACCAGGCCUGCCGUCGACGAGCAAAAGAGAAGAGAAUGCACUCACAUUUUCAGUCGAGCAAUUGACAAUAUUUAUACAUAUAAAGGAAAAUGUUUAA
Protopolystoma xenopodis is the source of this 564-nucleotide messenger RNA. Lineage: Eukaryota; Metazoa; Platyhelminthes; Monogenea; Polystomatidea; Polystomatidae. The record is from the annotation of a GenBank genome assembly.